UGCCGAGCCCUAGGUCCCCGAGCGAGGGGAGCGCCCCACUGCCUUCUCCGCACCGAUCAUUUGCUAACCCGUAGCCCCCUGCAGCACCCUCGGGCCUGACCGCUCCCAAAGGUGCAGACAGUGCCCGGAGGGCAGCACUGACUGUCUGGCCACAGCAGAGAGAGGAGGUGAACAUGAGUAGCCCCACCGCGAAGCCGACCUGCCUGUCACAGCCGAUGGUGAAGAGUGUGCUGGUAUAUCGCAAUGGUGACCCGUUCUUCCCGGGGCAUCGGGUAGUCGUCCAUGAGAAGAAGGUGUCCAACUUCGAGGUCUUCCUGAAAGAGGUGACAGGUGGGGUGAAGGCACCUUUUGGGGCUGUGCGUAGCAUCUACACCCCCCGGGGCGGACAUCGCGUCCGUCAGCUGGAGGAGCUCCAGAGCGGAGAGCACUACGUGGCUGGUGGCAGGGAGGCCUUCAAGAAACUCAACUAUUUGGACAUAGGAGAUGCAAAGAAAAAGCCUGCAGAAGUCAAUAAUGAGGUGAAGCCAGUUACUCACAGUAGAAUCAAUGUGUCAGCACGUUUUCGAAAACCACUUCAAGAGCCAUGCACUAUUUUUCUGAUUGCUAAUGGAGACCUUAUAAAUCCAGCAGUGCGCCUCUUCAUUCCUAGAAAAACACUAAAUCAAUGGGAUCAUGUUCUUGAAAUGGUGACAGAAAAAGUAACCCUCAGAAGUGGAGCUGUGCACAGGCUUUAUACUUUAGAUGGAAAACUUGUUCAGAGUGGGUCAGAUCUGGAGAAUGGGCAGUUCUAUGUCGCAGUGGGCAGAGACAGGUUUAAGAAGUUGCCUUAUGGUGAUCUACUGUUUAGCAAGUCUACAAUAAGAAGACCUCAGGGUUCCAAAGCCUCUUCACUGCCUCCUGUUGUGGGAUCCCGAAAAUCUAAAGGGAGUGGAAAUGAUCGCCAAUCUAAAUCUACUGUUGGCUCCCGUGACGCAGGGGACAUGGUGUCAUCUCCUCAGCCUCCAAAGAGAAAGGAAAAGAGAGAACAGACUCAAGAGAAGAUUAAUUUUUCUAACAAACCCAUAAAAGUGAUGCAAAAUAUAAGAGCAAUAACUUAUAUCCUUCAAGAUAAUGAUGAAGGUAUUUACAAAGCUGGUGAAAAACGGUCUGAAAUGUGGGGGGCAGCAGAAAUCCAGGAAGAUGAAGACACUCAGGUAGAGGUUCCAGUGGAUCAGAGGCCAGCAGAAACGGUAGAUGAGGAAGAAAAUGAAGAAGAGGGAGAUGAGGGAGAACUGAAUGGAGAUCAGGGAGAGGAAAUGGGGGAGGCCGUUAAUGGAAAUGUUCUCCAUAAUGAGAUAGAAGAAAAUGAAGAGAAAAUAAAUGAGAAUUAUGAAGAAGAGCAGGAAGAAGAGAAUCUUGGACAGCUGGAGGAAGAGGGGCCUUUCCACUUAAAUGGUGAAACUAAUGAAGAAAAUGGUGAGGAAAUGGAGCCGUUUAAUGAUCACAAUGAUCUUCCUCCUGAAGAAGAAACAAAAGCACCAGAGGACUUUGACAAUCAAAGCCAGAUUGAUUUUCAUCUGGAAAAAUCAUCAAAUCCAAGAGUAACUGUCACCAGCCCACAAGAAAGUGAAAAAAAUGACCAAACCAAUGACCAGCAGAACAAGAAAUCAGUUAUUCACCCAGCUUUACUAUAAGGUAAGACAGCUUCAUUCAAAUAUAAAACCAUAAGCUAAUAUGUUACUUUUCAAAACUGGGAAGUUUACCCAGUCACAAUGUUAAAUUUUAACUAACUUUUUACAACAAAUAUUAAGAAAUUUUAAAUCUCUGUAGUAGAUUAACAGAUUAAUGGAAGAAAAUUUAACUUCUGUUUUAGUUUUGAAAAGUUGUACUGCGGCUGAUUUAUCAGCCAAUGAGAAACUAAUUUAUAAAUGAAAACACUGGCCCAGAUCCUCUGCUGGCAUAACUCAGUUUAGCUCCACCGAUGUCAAUGGAGCCAUCUCUGUUUACACCACUUGGUGAUCUGGCCCACUAGUUUUUUUGCACAAAACUCUGCUAUAAGGGCUCUAUGUAUUAAUCCUGAGCAUAGUCCUUACAGUUUAAAAAUGUUACUUCACCUGUUGCAGUAAGAUGGGUCCAGAUACGCUGAGGUUUCAUUUGCACUAGUACGUAAGAGCAUCAUCCAGAACAUUGGUUGUCUUUAUUACAUGGAUUCCCACUGUCUUUAUUUUUUUUCUAAACUUCAACAGAUAAUGCCACUAUGUUGCAAGUCAUAGAAAUGAAAAUUUCUCGGAUCUUAGCCAUAUUUUAGCUAACUAUAGAUAUGUGAUAGAGGUUUCUUGGUUUUGAUUUUGAGUAGGUUUUUUUGUUAAUGCUAGCAAAUUAUUACUAAACACUCACUUUUUGUGGUUAUCCUGCAGUUAAUUUUUUUAAGUUCAUUCUAAGCUGCUGAAACAAACUUUAAAAAAUGUAAAAAAGCAUUCACAGUCAUUGAAAACCAGCUAAACUGCUAUAUUUUCUCUAGCAGAUAUUUCGAUAUUUCCCCCCAAUGGAAAAGUAAUGUAUGUUGACCCUCCAAUAUAUCUCAGAGUGUUAGCAAUAGAUAGACAGAUAUAUAAAAGGUGACAUUAAAAACCAGAGGAACAAAGUCUGUACAUAUUGCUAGAACUCAAAUAUAAACUUUUACAGUGUUUA
Messenger RNA from Caretta caretta (loggerhead turtle), 2670 nucleotides. NCBI's taxonomy places the organism in Eukaryota, Metazoa, Chordata, Testudines, Cheloniidae. The record is from RefSeq and is a predicted model, not a curated record.